This is a messenger RNA of Lacerta agilis (Sand lizard), 584 nucleotides long. Its product is annotated as kelch domain-containing protein 3-like. The record is from RefSeq and is a predicted model, not a curated record. Gene Ontology annotation, cellular component: cytoplasm. Lineage: Eukaryota; Metazoa; Chordata; Lepidosauria; Squamata; Lacertidae. The coding region runs from base 93 to 584 and encodes 163 amino acids. Gene Ontology annotation, molecular function: chromatin binding; protein binding. The transcript has a single exon.
GGCUACAUACCAACAUGGUUGGUAGCCCUGUUGGCAUGAAACUCUAAUGCCCCAACCCCCUUCUUAGAAGGACUGAGCACUUGCAAAAGGGAAUGUUACGGUGGACAGUGCAUUUAGAAGGUGGGCCCCGGAGAGUAAACCACGCUGCUGUGGCUGUUGGACACAAAGUCUACUCUUUUGGCGGUUACUGUUCUGGGGAAGACUAUGAGACACUGCGACAGAUCGACGUUCAUGUAUUCAAUGCAGUCUCUCUGCGCUGGACCAAACUACCACCAGUGUGGACAAACAGCAGAGACCAUGUGAGGGAAGUUCCAUACAUGAGAUACGGACACUCUGCAGUGCUUAUUGAGGACACCAUCUACAUUUGGGGAGGCCGCAAUGACACUGAGGGAGCCUGCAAUGUCCUAUACGCCUUUGACGUCAGCACGCACAAAUGGUUCACACCAAAAGUUUCUGGAAUGGUUCCGGGAGCAAGAGAUGGACAUUCGGCUUGCGUCUUGGGGAAGAGCAUGUAUAUCUUUGGGGGAUAUGAACAACUGGCUGAUUGUUUUUCAAAUGACAUCAACUCUAAGAGUCUACUUUAA